This is a messenger RNA of Corythoichthys intestinalis (scribbled pipefish), 5190 nucleotides long. RefSeq lists its product as uncharacterized. The record is from RefSeq and is a predicted model, not a curated record. Bases 2251 to 3147 code for a protein of 298 amino acids. The transcript is spliced from 3 exons. Lineage: Eukaryota; Metazoa; Chordata; Actinopteri; Syngnathiformes; Syngnathidae.
GAAAAUCAUUGAAAAAAAUACAAUUCUGAAUGAAAAUCAGUUUUUGUAUGUGUUAUAGAAAUAACUGCUAAAACAGUUUUCUUUGCAUUUGAGUAGUUUAAGAGAUUUGACCCCCCCCACACACACACACACACCAAAAAAAGGGGGGGGGGAAAGUGAUAAUAAUGAUAAAUAAAUAAAUAAAAUUUCUGGCUCCGUGGCGACCUUCACGUCGGGGAGUUCCGGCAAGAAAUUCUAGCCACUUUCACCCCUGGUUAUAUUACGUCAGAAACUCGUUCAGUAAGCGUCCGUUCCGAACAGAGUACCACGUACCGAAACGGUUCAAUACUAUUACAUGUACAAUUACACCCUUAUAGACAAACUAUAAAAACUAUAUAGAAGGUAUGUACAAAUUAUCAACGACUUAAUUAAGUACAAGUGGAAACAACAUCAUUGCAGAUCGGCACUAUGUCUGAACAUACAAAAAUGAGUCACUGUCCUUAGCCUACAGUAUGCUUAAAGCAGGGGCGCUGCCAAAUAUUUUGAGCCCCAUGAAAAGAUAUCAAUUUGGGGCCCACCAAAAGUGCCGACACACACACGCACACACACACACACACACACACAUUUAGAGUAUCAACUACGUAAUUUCCUGCAUUCUGGUGAAUCUUUGCACACUAAUUUGUGCAUUUUCUGCAUUAAUUUAAGAUGAAAAUAUAUUUAUGUAAACAUACAGCGUAUAGAGCAAUAAUGAAUGGAUUGAUAUCAUCUAUAAGAAAUGUACUGAAGGCCAUCUUUUACAAUCUAAAUAUAUUUUUAUUUGAAAUAUUCCCAAAGCAAAUACCAUAAUGAAUGACUUAGAAUAAAUGUUUUGUUUGAACUUAACUACACUACAGUCAAGGGUGUAGGUUUGCAUAGGGACGGUUGGGACAAAACACUACCAACUUUUCAGGAUGCUUAAUUUUUAAGCAACCUUAUUUGAGUUAUGUAAUGACUUCAGUUAUAUAGGUCAUUUAUAUUGUCUUCCCAUAUGUUUUAAUUGUUGUAAUUGACCCCACCAUUAUUAAGUGAAUUAUUUUUAUUAUGUUUGGAUUUACAUGUACAUCUUUUCACUUGCUGAAUGUGCCGGUCCAUUUUUUCUUCCUAAACGCACAUUUGAUUGGCUGAUGAUUUAACCCUCACGCACACCCACAUUAGAUAUUAGGGAUAUGAGAAGGUUUUUUUUCAGCCAGCAGUAGCCACUGCUAGAAAUGUAAAAAGACAUUGUUUUGAAAGUGGGGAACACACCAAUAAUUUUGCUACUCAGACAUUCGAAGGCGAAGGACGCAUUUUCUGCGUCCUGUAUGGUAUACUGGGGACGGGUUUCAAUAAGCUUCGGCUUCUCCCGUCAGCCCUUUUCUUUUCGGAUUGAAUUAAUUGUAAACACAUAUAAAUGCUGUAUGUUUGUUUGGAUUUGUCAUGCCUGAAGGGAAAAUAAAAUAAAUAAAUACUGUAGGUCCAACCUGCAUCAGUGUUAGCAUAACAUUAAACUGUGUGAACUUGCUAACCUGCAAAAACUCUAGUAGGAAGCUGCUUCGAGAGAAGUGUCCUUCUCUUUGUGUUUUCUACUGUUAACAAUAAAAUAAACUGUGAGAAAUGUAGUAACCUCUGCUGGCAACGAUAGAACUAGAAAAACAUUAGCAAGAAGCUGCUUAGAGAGAGAGGUGCUGCAUUACCUCGUACGUUGCUCACACAACAUCCACACAACAAUCAUAAUUAAUUAUGUACAUUAAAAAAAAAAAAAGUAUUUGGGGUGGGGGUGCCGCGGGCCACUCACACUAGCAUUGUGAUUAGCCACGUUUACAUGCUGACUUUUAUUCAUUCCGAUUCAAAUAAUUCCGAAUGGAAAUUUCAGAUCAGCUGUUUACACGUCACUUCAUCUAUUCCGAUCCAGCGUUUACAUGUGUCUGCCUUUAUUCCGAAAGGACGUUUGACAACUGCCGUCUGACAUGCGCAGAUUAAUCAAAACAAAGCGUCACGUUGCAAAACAUGGAGAUCGAUCGUCAGAGUGCUGCUGUUUUAACUUUAACCCACUUGUUGUGUUUGUGGGGUCGUAUCCGCUUCUGCUGUUUUACUCUUUUGCCUUGUAGUAGCCGCUUGUCCGCGUUUUCCACCGGUUCCUAAUCUGGUUAACGCUCCGGUCUAUUCCGGCUUCGUGUAACCUCUCGUGAACUUUUUUAAAUAGUUCACUGCACGUUUACAUGGAGCCAAAUAUUCCAAUUACAAUCGGUUUAGAUGUUCAAACCGAAAAAAUGUGUUCCAUAUAAACACCUCAUUCGGAAUGAACAGGCCCAAACCGAAUGGAAUUUCAUUCCGAUUCACAGGAGUGGAAUAUUCCUAUUCCCAAACCGAUUAGAAGUAAAAUUAUAUCAUGUAAACAGGGAAGCGGAAUGGUGUCUGGUUGCGUUCUUUCUGCACAUGCUCCGUACUGACGUGGUGACGUCACUUGGUGACGUAAGUAACGUCACUUGCAACAUGGCUUCCAAGCACAGCGCACCUAAUUGGAGUCCGGCCGAAAGUUUGUAUUUGAUUCAAACUUUAAAAGAAUUUAAUAUAAUUGCUCGCUUGGACGGGCGUAAGACGAGGAACAGAGAACUAUUUAAAAAAGUUCACGAGAAGUUACAGGAAGCCGGAAUAGACCGGAGCGUUGACCAAAAAAGAAACCGGUGGAAAACGCUGAAAACCGGCUACCACAAGGCAAAAGAGAAAAACAACAGAAGUGGAUACGACCCCACAAACUUUCCGUACUUCGAGACGAUGGACGAAGUGAUGGGAGGACGACCACUGGCCAACAUCGAUGUCCACGGCGUGGACGUGGGUUUUGAGGAGGAACUGUGUGAUGGGGACAGUUCUUCUCUGAACGCUGCUCCGGACGCUGAAACUAACGUUUGCAUAUCUGCGCUACAGCUGCCUGUUAUGUUUAACAACGAACACAACAGCAUGGAGGGGGCCGAGGAGAAUACAGAGGCUAGUGAGGACAGCACCUCCCAGACCAGCGAUUCGACUGUGCCACGGGCUGUAAAAAAGAAAACCCAAUCAAAGCCCACAUCUAGCUAUGAGAGAGCCUUGCUCACUUGGUCUGCUCAUCAGCAGGCCUUUAUGGAGAGAAUGCAAGCAUCUCAAAAUCAGUAGUACGAGCAACAGCGGGUGGAAAGUCAUCGGCAGGAAGAGAGAAUGCUCUCGAAAUUCCUUGAAGAAAGUUCACGCUCUAAUGAGCGACUCUUGGGGCAUCUGUUUGACGGUCUUCGGGCUAUCCUCCCACAUUCCUCACAGGCACCCUCACAUGCACAAUUUCAGCAUCCUCAUACUCACUCAUACUCACGGCCACCAUAUGCAACACCCCAGCAUCCUUAUCCACAGUCCACACACCCAUACUCAUACUCACAGCCCCAACAUUUCAAUCCACGGCCAGAUGACUCAGAAUACACCCUACAAGACCUUGAUUAAUCACUACAGUUAAGAUGACAAAUGAGCGAAUUUCCCCAAGAAAGUUCAAAACGGGUCAAUAUUUUUGUUUUCGAAAUAAAUGUUAAACGUUUUAAUUAUGUAAAUAUAUUGUGAAAAAACUUAUGUUUACUUCAAAAAAUGUCGCCUUUUAAAGACAUGAUUUCAGGGUAGUCUGAGUCCACUUCAACAAGAGAGCUCAAACAAGUUAAUAUUUUUUCUUUACAAGAAAGGCUGUUCAGAAAUGUUAUGAGUUCUAUGUUGAACAAACAUGUUAACUUUAAAUAUGUCCGCUGUUAAAGACAUUAACAUUUUUUUUCUUUAAGAAAAAACACUGGAGUUGUGUUUGUGGCUACUGUAACAAUUUUUCUAUUACCGAAGUUGAACAAACCUAUGUUUACUUGAAAUAUGUCUGCUUUUUAAGACAUAAACCUCAAACAAGUUAAUAUUUUUUCUUUACAAGAAAGGCUGUUCAGAAAUGUUAUGAGUUCUAUGUUGAACAGACAUGUUAACUUUAAAUAUGUCCGCUGUUAAAGACAUUAACAUUUUUUUUCUUUAAGAAAAAACACUGGAGUUGUGUUUGUGGCUACUGUAACAAUUUUUCUAUUACCGAAGUUGAACAAACCUAUGUUUACUUGAAAUAUGUCUGCUUUUUAAGACAUAAACCUCAAACAAGUUAAUAUUUUUUCUUUACAAGAAAGGCUGUUCAGAAAUGUUAUGAGUUCUAUGUUGAACAAACAUGUUAACUUUAAAUAUGUCCGCUGUUAAAGACAUUAACAUUUUUUUUCUUUAAGAAAAAACACUGGAGUUGUGUUUGUGGCUACUGUAACAAUUUUUCUAUUACCGAAGUUGAACAAACCUAUGUUUACUUGAAAUAUGUCUGCUUUUUAAGACAUAAACCUCAAACAAGUUAAUAUUUUUUCUUUACAAGAAAGGCUGUUCAGAAAUGUUAUGAGUUCUAUGUUGAACAGACAUGUUAACUUUAAAUAUGUCCGCUGUUAAAGACAUUAACAUUUUUUUUCUUUAAGAAAAAACACUGGAGUUGUGUUUGUGGCUACUGUAACAAUUUUUCUAUUACCGAAGUUGAACAAACCUAUGUUUACUUGAAAUAUGUCUGCUUUUUAAGACAUAAACCUCAAGUUAAUAUUUUUUCUUUACAAGAAAGGCUGUUCAGAAAUGUUAUGAGUUCUAUGUUGAACAAACAUGUUAACUUUAAAUAUGUCCGCUGUUAAAGACAUUAACAUUUUUUUUCUUUAAGAAAAAACACUGGAGUUGUGUUUGUGGCUACUGUAACAAUUUUUCUAUUACCGAAGUUGAACAAACCUAUGUUUACUUGAAAUAUGUCUGCUUUUUAAGACAUAAACCUUUUUUAUUUAUUCCUGUAAGAGAAACAUGUUAGCAGACGAAUUGUGCUGCCUUGUGUUAGGUCUUUUUUAAAGCGUGGAACAUUUAAACAAAACAAUAAAAAGUUUGUUGCUACUUAAAAAAUAAUUUAGUAUCGAUUGUACCAAAGUCACGUCCCUUCCAGUGGAGCUCAUGGAACCUUACAUCGGUAGGCAGUGAAUAAUGAUAUGAUCUUUAGGUCCUGUUUGAAAUUUGACAUUAACCAAAAGAUAGUAUGCUCUCCUCAUUCAUAUUAAUUCCAAUCUAAGGUACCAUGAGCUCCACCGAAAGGGGCAUGACUUCGGCACUAUGAACAGUUGACUUGAGAAUUGCACAGUGGUCCUUUUA